GUAGACGCACGCUUUUACAUAAGUAAAGAUAAGGAAUAUGCCAUAACAUUGCAAGCAGUGUGUGAUGCGGAACUUCGAUUCUUAGACUGCUUUGCUGGAUUUGCUGGAUCAGUGGGAGAUCGGCGUGUUUUUCGUAAUUCAGAUCUAUGGAAGGAGGUAAAUGCAAAUAGAGCAUCUUAUUUUGAGGAUCAGGACUACAUUAUUGGAGAUAAGGCUUAUCCAUGUCUGUCAUGGUUGAUACCACCAUUUAUUAAUUUGGGCCAACUCACACAAGCUCAGAAAACAUUUAACACAGCACUUGCCAGUAUGAGGCAAGUUAUUGAGAGAUCAUUUUCAUUGCUGAAAGGCAGAUGGAGACGACUGAAAUUCUUGGACAUGAAUCGUGAUGACAUGAUACCCUUUGUCAUCUUGGCAAGCUGUGUAUUACAUAAUGUUUGUCUGGAUAAUGGAUUGGAAGAGUAUGAAGACUUCAUCAUCGAAGGACACGAUGACGACGAUGAUGAUGAUAAUGACAAUUUUGUUAGGCAGCCAAUAAAUUUCCAGAAUGAUCCAGAAGGGAUA
Temnothorax curvispinosus is the source of this 561-nucleotide messenger RNA. RefSeq names its product protein ALP1-like. The annotation marks the transcript as partial. Lineage: Eukaryota; Metazoa; Arthropoda; Insecta; Hymenoptera; Formicidae. The transcript is spliced from 2 exons. The record is from RefSeq and is a predicted model, not a curated record.